Messenger RNA from Endocarpon pusillum Z07020, 345 nucleotides. RefSeq lists its product as uncharacterized. Gene Ontology annotation, molecular function: iron ion binding; oxidoreductase activity, acting on paired donors, with incorporation or reduction of molecular oxygen; heme binding. Lineage: Eukaryota; Fungi; Ascomycota; Eurotiomycetes; Verrucariales; Verrucariaceae. The record is from RefSeq and is a predicted model, not a curated record. Bases 1 to 345 code for a protein of 114 amino acids. The transcript has a single exon.
AUGGACAAACUCAGGCUUCAGCAACAGGUUUCUAAGGAAACGCUUCGUCUUCACUCUCCAAUACAUACGCUCCUGCGGAAGGUCAAGAAUCCGCUCUCGAUCCCCGGCACUGACUGGGUGGUUCCUCGAUCCCACACUCUCCUUGCGUCACCAUUGGUAACAAGCAAAUCAAAGGAGUAUUUCGAGGAUCGGGAGUCGUGGAGUUCCGAACGGUGGAACAGCCAGGUGACGCCAGGGAUCUGGUCGACUACAGCUAUGGCAUUGUCUCCUCUGGAGCGAAGAGUCCCUACCUGCCAUUCGGUGCUGGACGACACAGAUGCAUUCCAGCACAAUUCGCUUGUCUAA